This is a messenger RNA of Penicillium chermesinum, 1584 nucleotides long. RefSeq names its product GTPase GUF1. Gene Ontology annotation, molecular function: GTP binding; mitochondrial ribosome binding; GTPase activity. Gene Ontology annotation, cellular component: mitochondrion. Lineage: Eukaryota; Fungi; Ascomycota; Eurotiomycetes; Eurotiales; Aspergillaceae. The transcript has 3 exons. Gene Ontology annotation, biological process: positive regulation of translation. The coding region runs from base 1 to 1584 and encodes 527 amino acids. The record is from RefSeq and is a predicted model, not a curated record.
AUGAUCUACAACCACAAAGGCGAUGACUACCUUCUACAUCUGGUGGAUACACCUGGGCACGUGGACUUCCGCGCGGAGGUUUCGCGGAGUUACGCCAGUUGUGGGGGUGCAUUACUUCUUGUGGAUGCUAGUCAGGGCAUUCAAGCGCAGACGGUUGCAAAUUUCUACUUGGCCUUUGCGCAAGGUCUCGAAUUGAUCCCUGUGAUCAAUAAGGUUGAUCUACCAUCUGCAGAUCCAGAGCGGGCUUUGGAGCAAAUGAAGAAUUCUUUUGAGCUUGACACCGAGAAUGCAGUUCAAGUUUCGGCUAAAACUGGGUUAAAUGUGGAGCAAUUGCUUCCAACCGUUGUUGAGAAGAUCCCAGCCGGCUUCUACAGGCCCGUGGGUGACAGCAAAAAACCGCUCAGAAUGCUCCUAGUUGACUCUUGGUACGAUUCAUACAAGGGUGUCAUACUACUUGUACGUGUCUUCGAUGGCGAAGUGCGCUCAGGUCAGCAACUCGUGUCUUUCGCUACUGGUCUUAAAUAUUAUGUUGGAGAGGUUGGAAUAAUGCAUCCUCUUGAGACGGCCCAGACGGUCCUUCGUGCCGGGCAAGUCGGGUAUAUAUACUUCAACCCCGGCAUGAAGCGUAGCAAGGAGGCUAAGAUUGGCGACACAUUUACCCAUGUGGGAUCAGAGAAGGCCGUCACACCCCUUCCAGGAUUCGAAGAGCCCAAGUCCAUGGUCUUUGUCGCUGUGUAUCCUGUCAAUGCAGAUCACUUCGAACACCUCGAGGACAGCAUUAAUCAAUUGAUCCUGAACGACCGAAGUAUCACAGGACGCUUCAUUGUUCUGUAUUCGAAGACCGCCUCCGGCACGAACAUGGUGCCAGUAUCAUCAUUACCCCCCCCAUCGGUCCCAGUGAAGGUUCUAUGGAAAGAUGGCACAGAAGAUAUCAUUACCAACCCGGCCAAGUUCCCCGAUGACGAUAGCGCGCGGCUAAAGAUCGCUGAGAUCCAAGAGCCCUAUGUUCGGACGACUAUUACAUUUCCGGAAGAGUACCUAGGAAAGGUGAUAGAACUAUGUGAGUCUAACCGAGGCGAACAGAUCAGCAUCGAGUACUUCACAUCAACCCAAGUUAUCCUUAAGUAUGAGCUACCGCUCGCACAUCUGGUUGAUGACUUCUUUGGUAAACUGAAGGGUGGUACCAAAGGCUACGCUAGCCUGGACUACGAGGAAUCUGAAUGGAGGGCUGGCAACAUCGUCAAGCUUCAGCUUCUCGUCAACAAGGAGCCUGUCGAUGCUGUGGCCCGACUUAUGCACAUGAGCCAAGUCAGUCGCCAGGGAAGGAUAUGGGUCACUAAAUUUAAAGAGCAUGUUGAUCGGCAGCUAUUUGAGAUCAUCAUUCAAGCUGCUGUGGGCAAAAAGAUCAUUGCACGUGAGACAAUCAAGCCCUAUCGCAAGGACGUUUUGGCCAAGUUGCAUGCCAGCGAUGUGAGCCGACGACGGAAGCUACUGGAGAAGCAGAAGGAGGGCCGCAAAAAGCUUCGUGCCGUGGGAAAUGUGGUGAUCGAGCACAAAGCAUUCCAAGCAUUUUUGGCGAAGUAG